CCGGACCCUGCAUUCACUAUAUCUGGUCUCCCACAGUACACAGAACAAGGAAUUGCAAUUAAUUUAGUAAAAUAUAAACUGCUAAAUACCUUUACUCACCAGCAGUUAGAGCAGUCUUGUGACUUCCAUCAGUGUCCAGCCGAGCACAUGUUAACGCUUGGUGAGUUUUCUUUCUGCUCUAGGAGGAUGCAGAACUCCUGUCUCUGUCUGGAUAGUGCUGAUUGGUCCUGUGCUCAUCACAUGCACUCUCCCAUAAAAAACAACAAAAAAACCUCUCUAGCUCUCUAGCAAUACAUACUAAACUGAGCAU
This is a messenger RNA of Staurois parvus, 310 nucleotides long. The record is from the annotation of a GenBank genome assembly. Lineage: Eukaryota; Metazoa; Chordata; Amphibia; Anura; Ranidae.